GGGCGCGAAUCGCGGACGGGAAAACAUCAACGGUGUUUCAGUACCUAGUGCAAGUUUGGCAGUAGAGGUGAACUUGGCUCCUCUGCCAAUCUAAUGGAACAUCGUUCCCUGGACCAAGUUUCAGCCGCGAUUCUCAACAAUUCAAACAUUCGUCGUGAUUUUUGCCGUAAACAACAAAUCCUUUUGCUGUUAUUAUGUUGUUUAAACGGAUCAUCGAAGGAAAGUCGGUGCUGAAUGGUGACGUUAAGAAGGAUAAGUCUCCAGAGAAAUGUUCUAGAAGGAAAUCGGAAUGCAACGGCUGUGGGGAGCAUUCUACUAUUCUGGAGGAACUGAUGAAGUUGGUACUACUGGGUGUGGUGCUGUGGGCGGGAGUCACGUUCGGAAGUCGUGUUGCUCCCUACCCCUUGAAUCUGAUCAUGAAUACAGAAUUCUACCAUCCACCACCGAUGUAUGAUUUCCCAUUUCCGAGCGCAGAAAUGCUCAAGAAACUGCCACCCAUAACUCCUGCUAAUACCAACAAGUCGAUUAGUAUCAGUAAGAUGACAGUGGCAAUGCUUGAGCGUUUAGAAGAGAACUUGGAGGCGUCAGGGAUAAAGCCAAAACAAGGAUCUGCCGCCCAAGGGCUGGCGAUCAUCGGUCUACCCUCAAAAGACGCAAUGAAGUAUGAAAAAUCUUCGAUGACGAUUACAAAAGCAUCGCAAAAUCUUGUUUGGACACGUUGUACUAGAUACGGUUUGGAGAACGAUGAGUGCGCGAGCUAUAUAAGUACAUUGAAUCUUCGUGAGAGUGAAUAUGGCGGAGAUUGUGCGCAAUUAGAGAGGUUUACUUGUCGCACAAACAAGAUGUCGUCAAGAUACCGUACUUUUGAUGGAUCCUGCAACAAUCCAGUUCGUUCGUCCUGGGGCCAGGCGCUUACUGGCUACAAACGACUCCUACAUCCAAGAUAUGCUGAUGGAAUUGAAGAGCCCCGUCGGGCGCUGAGUCACAAGGAGCUACCGUCGGCUAGACUCGUGAGCACCGACUUGGCUAAUAACUCGGACGUGCCAAAUGAUAGGAAAACCAUCGCAUUGGCUGUAUGGAGUCAGUUCAUCUACCAUGACUUGGUCCAUACACCUGUGAGGAAAACAAUUCACACGGACCAGACAAUCCGCUGCUGCGACAAUUCAGGUUUACAUCUGACACCACGAUACUUGCAUCCCAGCUGUAUGCCCAUAUCGGUGCCUGAUCGGGAUCCUCAUAUGAACGUUUGUAUGGAGUACACCCGGUCAGUGACAACUUAUCGCGGUGACUGUACUUUUGGAGCCGCGGAACAGAUGAACCAAGCCACCCACUUCCUAGACGGAUCUCACAUUUAUGGCGCAAAUAGCCGCGAUGCUGCAUCCCUCCGUGAAAAGAGUGGCGGUCUGCUGAAGACCUCGAGUAUUGAUGAUGAAGAACUUCUUCCGUUGGUGGGCAACCCGUCUGAGAAGUGUCUGGUGAAUAAUGACGGAGCCUGCUUUAACACAGGAGAUAUCCGCGCUAACAUGCAUCCAUGGCUGACGGCGAUCCAUGCUCUGUUUGUCCGAGAGCACAAUCGCAUCGCAAGGAGCUUAGCCGUUUUGAACCCUGCCUGGAAUUCGGAUAAACUUUAUCACGAAGCGAGGAGGAUCGUUGUCGCCGAACUACAACAUAUUACAUAUAAAUAUUGGCUGCCUGCGCUUACUGGAAAAUCCAUAGACCAGCUAUAUGACAGCUAUGACGUCGGGUACAAUUCCGACAUAGAUCCAACAAUCACGAAUGCCUUUGCGACCGCUGCUUUUCACUUCGUCAACAGCCUCCUUGAUCAGGACAUAUUACUCAUCGAUGGCAACGUUACAACACAACGUCUAAAGCAAACUUAUUUCAAGCCAGAGUUAAUUGCGAAGAAAGGAGGUCUGGAAAGCGUUCUACUGGGCAUGGCAAGCCAGAAAGCUCAGGAUUUGGACUUCAAUUAUGAUGAUGAUUUACGUAACCACUGGUUGGGCAGCCUCGACGUACUAGCAGUUGACAUACAGCGCGGAAGAGACCACGGAAUUCCCGGAUAUUCCCAGUACCGUACACUUUGUGGCUUAUCUGUUGCGACUAGCUUCUCGCACCUGACUGAUGUUAUUCCACAAGAGAUGGUAGACAAGUUGUCCCAAAUAUACGAGCAAGUGGGUGACAUUGAUUUGGUUGUCGGUUUGAUGGCUGAAUCUCCGCUUCCAGGAUCUUUGAUUGGACCAACUGCUACAUGUUUCUUACGUGAACAACUAUGGCGCACGCGCAGCGGUGACAGAUACUUCUACACGCACACUCACGAAGCGGGAAGUUUCACAAAACGUCAAAUUGCGGAAAUACGAAGGGCGUCACUCUCUCGUUUGAUGUGUGACAAUCUUGAAAUUGCUGGAGUUCAGAAGGAUGCGUUCCAGCCUCCCAGUGAUAGCAACCCUAUCGUAUCUUGCGAUGAAAUCAAAAGAAUGAAUCUCGAAGCCUGGCAAGACCCAUCGGAGCAACCCGACAUAUUCACACGCACCAACAGCUGGCUCAGAAACAAGGUUGCCAGUUCCAACAUUACUAAAUAGACUGAUAUGCACUUUAUUUUUUAGGGUAAAACUGUGAACGAAGACGAGGAAUAGGGUAAAAGUACUUAGAGGUUUUUUGGCAAACAGUAAAUGGCUUAAAUUUUUCGUGUUCGUUCAUUUGAGUGCCGUUUGAGGUUAACUUUGUGUCUUAUUUUAAUAAAUAAUAAUAUAAAAAGACAGAUUAAUCGUUUAUUUAAACUUCUCAUAUCUAUAAUUUUGUUGUCUAAGUUCAAAUCUUAUUAUAUAUUCUACUCUUAACGUUAACGAUAGUUCGUGCUUGACUUGUGACCACAGAUUAUACACGCAUUUAUGGUUGUGUGAGUGAAAUGACAAUAUGCUGAUAAGCAUUUAAUUGCACUUUUAAGUUUCAGUAUUUUAAUUAGAAUAGGGUCACGUUUAAGGGGACUUGUCGAGUAUGAUCCAAGUCUUGUCCUUAUGGACGCCAUGCAAAGUGGCUGUGAUAAUGUGAGUUAGACGAUCUAGACUCUAGAGAGAUGUAAACGAUUUGUCGUCUAACUUUACUGUCAAGCACUUGGCAACAUUAUAUUGCAGGGAAUUUAGUAUUUAGUCUCGCCAUCAUUCAUCAUGAAAAGUUAUUUAAUGGCCGCAUUCAUAAAGUUAUCUAGUUUAAUAUUGUAAGUUAAGAUAUUGUGUAUGUAUACUGUACUGUGUGCAAAAUCAUACUAUUUUCACAGAACACAUUACUUCUAUAAAAAGGCUAUGAUGCAAAUGGCCAAUUCCUUUAUUAAUACUACUGCCAUUUGUAGUCAAAUUACUCUGUUCUUAAUUUUGGUCACAAUUUCAAAACGUAUUGUAAUGUAAUGUACAUUAGUUAAACGUUAAAGUUUUGAAAUUAUUUGGCUGUGUUCGUUCCUAGUUCACUGUCUAUUUUUCAAGUUCUCGAAAUUAAAAAAUCGGAAUACGAAAUUUAAGAAAAUAAAAAUGGCGUAUGCCAAUCGCCAAAGACUGGAUUUUAGGUUAAAUUAUAUUGUUGAUAAGAAUCAUUGUUACAUUGAAGUCUGUAAAAUUUAGUAACAUUAAUAAAUAUGUAUGACUUCACUUACUUUUGCUUUAUGAAAUUUGACCGAAGCUUUCUCUUUAUUUAUGCAUUAAUUGUUAUUAAAGCACAAAACUAUCAAAUUUCUACUUUAAUGUUAUUUAAUCAAUAUUUGAUUUGUUUUUGAAUAAAGAAACAGUUCACUUCUGGAAGGGCUAUAUGCUUUGUUAUAAUCUUUUGUAAUUUGUAAUAAACUUAUAAACAGCCAGUA
Molecule: messenger RNA, 3847 nt
Organism: Pieris napi
Lineage: Eukaryota; Metazoa; Arthropoda; Insecta; Lepidoptera; Pieridae
Product: peroxidase-like
Exons: 13
Coding region: 195-2579 (794 amino acids)
Biological process (GO): response to oxidative stress
Molecular function (GO): heme binding; peroxidase activity
Source: RefSeq, a predicted model, not a curated record